AGCCAAUGCCUUGAGAAUUCCCCUCCACAAAGAAAUCCCAAGAUAUGGGGUUCACCAAUUCAUUACCUUUAAUGAACGAGAGCCCCCUUUCUCAAACAAGGAUGGCGAAGAAGAAGAAAAAGAAAUGUUGCUACAAUUUGCAAAGAUGGAUUACAAUAAGCUACAAGAUCUUUACCGACGAGAGAUUUGUGAAUGCAUGAGAUGGUGGGAAGAAUAUGUACCUAAAUAUCCUUAUGUGAGAAACAGAUUGGUGGAAAUGUAUGUGUUCGCACUCGUUGAUUACUACGAACCCUAUUAUUCACAUGCUCGCAUGAUAACCACCAAGCUUUUCAUGAUUUUAUUCGUUUUGGAUGAUACAUAUGAUUCAUACGGUACACCAAUGGAGCUUGAAUGCUUUACAAGUCAAAUCCAAAGGUUAGUUUCCAUUCAUGCCAUGUUUACAUGAUGGAUAUUAAAAUUAGUAUAUGUUUAAAAUUAGCAUACUCAUAAUGCUUUACAUUAUGAGUAUAUGUUUGCAUUUAAUAAAAUCAGUUUUUUCUUUGUAUUCAUCAAUUCUACAAUACCUGUUUUAGUUUAAGUGAAAAUAGAUGCACCCCUAGAGAAAUGCGAAUGCAUAAUAAUCAUUAAAAUUUUAACAAAAAUAUAUAAGUGAAAUGUUA
Molecule: messenger RNA, 659 nt
Organism: Cuscuta campestris
Lineage: Eukaryota; Viridiplantae; Streptophyta; Magnoliopsida; Solanales; Convolvulaceae
Source: the annotation of a GenBank genome assembly